Molecule: messenger RNA, 3339 nt
Organism: Pomacea canaliculata
Lineage: Eukaryota; Metazoa; Mollusca; Gastropoda; Architaenioglossa; Ampullariidae
Product: GTPase IMAP family member 7-like
Exons: 3
Coding region: 1123-2514 (463 amino acids)
Molecular function (GO): GTP binding
Source: RefSeq, a predicted model, not a curated record
GUAACAACUCACGUGUAGGAUCCUAGACACUGCACAUAUUUAGAUAUCAAUGUGAAUACAGUAAUAAAGCACGGACAGGUGUGGCUAUAAAAUAUAAUACACCUACCUAGCAAUACACUAGUUGUGAAAAUGUUAUUUCUUACCAUAGUUGUCUUUCAUUACUUGUCUGUUUGGUUGUUUAUCCUUCCCUUCCCCCCUCCGUUCGUAUGCUGUCCAUGUCUCGUUGUUAUCUCAGGCGCUGAGAGCAUGCUCCUAUUGACGGUGACCACGCAUUAGAUAAAUUAUUAUUAGCUCUCCAGAAUACACAAAACAGAAAACAAACAAAUAUCGUGUACCAAAGAACUCUAGCCACAUAGCGGGUACACACCACUCACCACUUUAAAAUCUUUCAACCACUACUCGGGGUCUUGAGCUGAUUUCGUAAACCAAGUGUGUUAAUAAGUCUGAUAAACUUGACUAACAGCUGUAGAUAGUAACAUUGUCACCACGCCAAUCUCUUUGUGCGUUUCUCGCUGUGUAGUUGUAGUAUGAAUGGACAUUUCGGUUAAUCAGGUUAAUUAUAGGAUGGUCUCUAACGGUUCAUCCCGAUGUCUGUCAUCUCCCAGUCAAAAGACAUGUCCACCUUUACUGACUGGUAGUCGGGGUGAAGGUUCACGACUUCGUAGCUUGCUUGCAUUGAGUGGUCAGGGUGGGUGUGGAGAGAGAAAGAAAGAAGAGAUAAGACCAUUGAUUCACUUUCGUGCAAAGGUGACGUCAUCGAUAUGCAGGUCAUGUGACCCGUGUUCACUCCUACAGAACUGUGUAUUAAUCAUGGUCUGUGACUCACGUGCUUGUUUCCAGUUGACACAACUCGUACCUGUACAGCCUGAGGACAGACCAGUGGGAGAGACGUGUGCUGUUUGUAAUGAGAAAAGACUAGGGGAGAUCAGACGAUUGUUCAACCGCAGAUAACACUUGUUGAUAAACAGCAGGGAUCGAAUCCCGUGUCACGAUAACAGGUCAUCACUCAUAUCAGUGCUCCUACACUUUUUUAGUAUUUGAUUUAGAAGACUGAAGACUGGCUUCUCGUAGUGAACAGCAAUCAGUUGUCUUCACCUUGUUUGUCUGCGUGUUGCUACACAAAUGUCGCACGGUAAAUGUUUAUCAGACCAGUCGCUACGGUUCCUGCUUGUCGGGAAAACUGGAUCCGGCAAAAAAUCCACUGGAAACACAAUAUUGGGAGAACAUCUCUUUGACAGCAAUACAGACAGGUCCUCGGACACUGCCACCUGUACUCUACGCCGGCAAGAGUGUAAAGGGAGAAUUGUUGAAGUCAUGGACUCGCCGGGUCUGUUCGACACAAGAAGGAAGCACGAGGAGGUGGCGGCGGAUGUUGUUCAAGCCCUCGCCUGCUUGCAUCCGGGCAUCACAGCCAUACUCUACGUCAUCAUGCUGGGUACCCGCUACAUGGAGGACGACACUAAAGUCUACAACAGGCUGAAGGCUUUGUUAGACACACGUGUAACCCAGUACAUGAUCAUUAUCUUCACACGCGGUGACGACCUGAACAAGAAAAAGAAGACCAUCGAUGAAAUGUUGCUCAAGGCCCCCGAAGGUCUCCACACGGUCCUGAGGGAGUGCGACAACCGCCACGUGGUGUUUGACAACAUGGCUGACAACAAGCAGUCGCAGGUGGAGCAGUUGCUGGAGGUGGUACACAAGAUGAGUCUGGCUCAUGGCGGGAAACCUUACACGUGUCCUAAGUACACUGACAUCGGUAAAAAAGUGGAGGAGGAGGUGUCGAGGAAAAUGCAAGAGGUGGAGAAAAAAGAAGUCAAGUCAACUACGUACGAGCUCAAACUUUUAACGGAGACGAAGGAAAUACAAGUGCAGGCGGAAAAAGAAAACAAUGAAAUCGAGAAAAGAGAAAUUUAUCUGCAGCAAAAAGAAAUGGAAAUAGAGAAUCAAAGAAAAGAACUUGAAAUAAAGGAAGAGGAGAUGAGAAAGAAAGAUCAGGAAAUACAAAUGAAAAUGAAGCAAAUAGAAGAGAAAGCGGACAAACAAAGAAAGGAAUUUGAGAGAAAGGAAGAGAGAGACAAACGAAUGAGAGAGAAAGCUCAGGAAAUACAAGAGAAAAUGAAGCAGAUGGAAGAGAAAGCGGAGAAACAAAGAAAAGCAUUUGAAAAAAAGGAAGAAGAAAGAAAUGAGCAAAUGAGAAAGAAUGAGUUGGAAAGGGAGAAACAGCUGAAGUCCUUGAUGGAAUCCUUAGACAAGCAGCAGCUCAGUGCUGAGAGGGUGGAGCAGGAGAUGAAGACAUUUCGACAGGAAGCAAGAAAGAGCGAGGGAGAAAGAGCGGAGAGAGAUGGAGCAGGAGAGGGAAAGAGAAAGACAAGGUGUAGAGAACAUACAGCAGCAGGUGGAGAUGACACGGCGAUACGAGGAGCGUCUGGAGGACGAACGUCAGGCGAGAACAGUUCGAGAAGAUCAUCACCAGAGUCAGAUACAGAAGCUGCUGGACGACAUAGCAGAUCGUGAAAAUGAGAAGCAGAGGAUGAAGAAGAUGAUAGAUGAGCGAGAGAAGCUGCAUCAGACGGAGCUGAAGGAGCUCAAGCGCAGACUGGACGACGCCAUCUACAGCAGUUCGUGUGUUCUUCUAUGAUCUGAGGAAAAUUAUUAUCGAUACUUACAGGAAGCUUAGUUGGAGAACAAAGCACACUCCUAACUUCACACAACUGUAUGAAAUAGACAUUUAAAACAGAUUAUUAGUUGCGAGGAAACUAAUUCUGAAAUUCAUUACUGUGCGUCCCUAGAGAGAGCGAGCAACCGGACAAGGAGAGAGAGAGAGUUACAUUCUCCAUUUUAACAGAUUAUUGAGAAUUGAAAAACAACAUGUAAGUUUGGUAAGGAAGGACAAGUCAUCGUGAUGUAAUUUAAUGUCGGUGGGGAACAACAACACAGCGUGCACACAGUCACAGUAUUGAGGUUUGUUUUAUACCGAGGUGUACAUGUUUUACUCACAACAAUUUGUUGUGUACUUUGUGUUGUCAGGCAUAGUAAAGACAUUUUGUUUAUCAACUCUUGGAGCUUCUAAAUGUUAUCCUAUUAAUAUCGGAUAUGUUAUACUUUUAUUUGUAUUGUAAACAUUAAUUUGGAUACAAAAAAUAGUUAAAGAAGUGAUUAAUGUAAAAAGAAAAGGACUGUUUACAGUUAUAGAUAUCAUUAAACUUGUUUGUUGUCUGCCAACAAUUCUAAUAAUGUGAUAUUAUUAGGUUUUUAGUGUCAAUUACCCAUGGUAAAGGUAUAUUUCAAUACAGGUACCACAGUUCAACAAAUCAACCAUGUUUUCUUCUAGACAAAAAA